ACGUACGACGUAUAUAGACUCCGUACCUUGAUCAUGCAAAACCCAUCUCAGCCUUCGUUUCUCUCUUCUGUUGACUUCUCUUUCUUACCUACAGCUGAGUAAGUGCUCUCGCUUUUGGGUGUGCAUCAGAACAUGGCGAGGCUUGCAGAUCGAUACGAGCGUGUGUUCCGGUGCUUCGACGAGGAUGGAGACGGUAAGCUUUCGCCCUUGGAGCUGAGGCGGCAAGUGGGCUUGAUUGGUGGAGAGCUGCUCCUGGAGGAAGUGGAGGUUGCGGUAGAGUCGCUGGACUCGGACGGCGACGGCCUCCUGUGCUUGGAGGACUUCGUUGGGUUAAUGGAAGGCGGGGGCGAGGAAGAGAAGAUGGGUGACUUGCGAGAGGCGUUCGGAAUGUACGUGACGGACGGGUGCGAGUUCAUCACGCCCAAGAGCCUCAAGAGGAUGCUCUCUAGGCUCGGACAGUCCAAGACUGUGGAUGAGUGCGAGGCCAUGAUCUGUCAUGUCGAUCUCGAUGGAGACGGUGUGAUCAGCUUCGAUGAAUUUAAGGUCAUGAUGAUGUAGACAUUUCACUGUACAUGAGCUUGAAUUAUUGUUUGAUUUCAUAUUAUGGAACAUCCGUUCAUAUUGAGCUGUUCUUCUUGCUUCA
Messenger RNA from Eucalyptus grandis, 643 nucleotides. Its product is annotated as putative calcium-binding protein CML19. Bases 133 to 558 code for a protein of 141 amino acids. The record is from RefSeq and is a predicted model, not a curated record. The transcript has a single exon. Lineage: Eukaryota; Viridiplantae; Streptophyta; Magnoliopsida; Myrtales; Myrtaceae. Gene Ontology annotation, molecular function: calcium ion binding.